AUGACGAUGGACUAUGGGCCGCUAGCAGGCGGCUAUGGCCACGGGUCCAGCUCGCUGUCGCAUUGGAUCUAUCAAAACAUGCAGGAGGACAUCUCAGCCGGGAAAGCGCAGUUCCCCCCAGACUUUGGGCCUCCACCAGAGGCGCAGACCCGAGACCUUCGACCCCUGCCCUUCGGCUACGGCUUCGGCUCUGGGACUAUGGCCAAAUGGCUGGCAAAGAAAGCCAAGGAAGUUUACGACGAGAGCCCAGAAGAGUUUGAGGGCAUCCGCGCCUCACUGGAGAGGGGCGGACGACGAGACCUGAGACCGAUGGAAGUGAUUCAGUGA
Symbiodinium pilosum is the source of this 327-nucleotide messenger RNA. Lineage: Eukaryota; Dinophyceae; Suessiales; Symbiodiniaceae. The record is from the annotation of a GenBank genome assembly.